Rattus rattus (black rat) is the source of this 1477-nucleotide messenger RNA. RefSeq names its product coiled-coil domain containing 172 (gene Ccdc172). The transcript is spliced from 8 exons. The record is from RefSeq and is a predicted model, not a curated record. Bases 35 to 1102 code for a protein of 355 amino acids. NCBI's taxonomy places the organism in Eukaryota, Metazoa, Chordata, Mammalia, Rodentia, Muridae. Gene Ontology annotation, cellular component: cytoplasm.
UCCUGGGAAAGCGAGGGGGUUGGGAAGGGGAAGCAUGCCCCCAGCCAAAGUUACUGUAUCUGUCCCCCAGGGCUUUUCUGUGGGGGGGCUGCACCCAGCACAGAAGCAGGCCGGGCUGUGGGCGAGCAUGGAGGAGGAACGGGCCGGGCUGUGGGCGAGCAUGGAGGAACAGGCCGAGAGCUCCUGCCCUGGGGCUCUGCUGGGCAAGAGUGGGUGGUGCAGGCAGGGAACAGCCAGACAACCCUCUUCAUUGUGCUUUUCCAGGAUCCUCAGACUCACUUAUAAAAUAUUAAGGGUGAGCCGGCCCGAGAUGAGUCUGGAGUCGUUAUUUCAGCACAUCAUCUUCACUGAGCAUCAGGCCGAGGAGAGUCGCAGAGUGAUGCGGGAAGUGAGGUCAGAAAUUGCCAGAUGUCGCGGGAAAAUUAAGAAAGCAACAGAGGAUCUGAAUGAAGAAAAGAUCAAGUUGGAAUCCAAGGUUCAGCAGUUUUCUGAGAAAACUUUCCUCUUAGAGCUUUUGAAAACCCGUGAAAACGCAUUAGAGAGACAGUGCAGUGAGAUUGUCAGUGAGCGGGACAGACUGCUCCAAGCCUGCGAGGCUAUCAAGAAGAAAACCACAGAGCAAGAGGAAAGAUUUAUUGAGGAAAUUACAGACUUCAAUGACAAUUAUGAAAUAACCAAGAAAAGAGCUGCUUUGAUGGAAGAAGAUACCAAGCUGGAGACGGCUGACUUAGAAAACCAGGCAGCGGCUUUGAGAGGGGAGAUGAAGUCAAUGGAAUAUAACAGUGGCCAGUUACAGGAACUUCAAAAGCUGAAAAGUGAACUGUUACAAGAAUUAUUUACUCUCCAGAAAAAGCUUAAAGUUCUUAAAGAUGAAGAGACUGAAGCCAUUUGUAUCACCAAACAUCUAGAGGCAGAAAAAAUCAAAAUAAGAGAAAAGCCUCAACAUGACCCCGAGUGCGUGCGCAGGCUUAAAAGGGAGCUAGAUCUUUAUAAAGAAGAAGACAUGGAAAGUGUGUGUAGAGCUCUCCAAAUAGAAGUAGACCUUCUGGAGUCGACACUGGCGCCAAAGGAUCCUCAGGACGGUAACUCCUUGAGCCGAUGAGUCACCCCACAUUUGAGCAUCAUAGAACCCAACAUGAGUGGAACCUGUAGAGCAGAUCUCUAUAUGAACAUGAGGUUCAGACCAGCGUGAAGAGUGCUGACUUUUUUGUAUACCUACAUGAUAAGUUUUGUCUUGUUACUUAAGAAAUCCUCGUGCGGUUUUGAAAGAUACUGAACUCCAGGCUUCUUAAGCUGCUCUGUCCUUUGUGAUCUGUCUGCCUCAUUUUUUAUUGUGGCUCGCCCUAAGUCCUGUCAAACACACACGGAAAGAAUGUUCAGGUUAUUGAUUCAGUUGUGUUGGUGCCAUUUCAGCCAGAGAAGAGUACUUACUUUGAAUUUAUUCUUUUUCCAAUCAUAAAAUGUCUGUCAACAGCGA